Messenger RNA from Triticum aestivum (bread wheat), 3151 nucleotides. Its product is annotated as cytochrome P450 714C3. NCBI's taxonomy places the organism in Eukaryota, Viridiplantae, Streptophyta, Magnoliopsida, Poales, Poaceae. Gene Ontology annotation, molecular function: iron ion binding; heme binding; monooxygenase activity. The transcript is spliced from 5 exons. The coding region runs from base 1247 to 2905 and encodes 552 amino acids. The record is from RefSeq and is a predicted model, not a curated record.
AAAAAAACUCCGUCCGUCGUCGCGUUCCUCCGCUUCAUCUGCGAUUCCCAUUCCUCAUCGACGUCGCCGUUCCUAGUUGCUCCCGCCGAUUCUCAGAGAUUCUCACAGCAUUCGAUGUUUUUAGUAUCUCCAAGAGGUUGGAUUAAUCCCCAAUUCUUCUUCUCGCCGGCGCGCUGUGCUGGCAAUUAACGCGACGGAUCAGUCGGCGGUCUAGCAGCGACGAGCUCCGCCGGCACCUCCGGUCAACCAGGUGUUCGCUCCCUAGUUUGCACAUGACCUUUUGCCGUGGGUAACGAGGUUGCUUCCGCUAUUCGUAGGGAGGUGAUUACCAGGACAGGAGAAGACGGCGAAGGAAGGCCGAGAUCCAGGGCCGCGAGUGUUGAAUCCAUUGGGGCCUCAUUCCCACAACCAGGAGCUCUGGUCAACUCAGCUAUGCAUGGUCAUGAAGCAGAUGUUGGUUCUCCCACGACGGCUGGUUUUAUCCAUUCUGUCGUAAGCGAAAUCGAACUGAACAUCAGUUUUGGCAACUACGGUGGGGACUUGGAUGCUUCUCCAAGUCUCCAUAGCGGGUCAUUAUUCAACAUGACACUGCACAACCAAAUGAACACAUGUAUACCAGUAUGAUGUGCGGUUGGGAGGAGCCUGAUUUCGAUGAAGCAGUCGGUGCCAAUCGCAGAGCAUGCAGCGCCUGCAGCAAGGUUUCAUCUGUGGAACAGAACGUGAUUGCUGCCGGUGUCGUCUCUGUAAAAAGGCUGAUACAGGGUUUCUGAACUUAUCUGAGUUGUUACCGGAUUCGGUCCACCUAUUUUCCCCCACCACUUUACACAGUUCAACAGAGGCUGAGCUGCAUCAUCAUCAAUGAACUCUUACUCUCAAAUCUAUUUAUGUGCUUUCUUUUGUUCUUGCCUUGAGGUUUUUUCCAUCUGAUAACUUAGCCUGCAAGGGAACAUUGUUGUAGGUAAUAAUGUUUUUUUUUCCUUAUCAUCUGGUGACCAGGUAUGAAUUUUUCUCCUUUGUUUAAAAUUAUGCUUUGCUUCGCUAACGGAGAACCUAUCAAUCAACAUAUACGCCACAUGUAUAUUACUAAAAAGUCAACUGGGCAGAAUACUGUCAGUAGAUGCCAAGACCUGAAAGCAAGAUAAUAAAGAAUCAAAAACUGGACAAGACAAAAUAGCAUUCAUAUCCUCGAGUUCUAAAACCGAUGAGAAUCAAGUGGAUUGCAUAAUGCACUAUGUAGUAGUUGGACAUGAACAAGGUAGCCACUUAUCGUAUAUAUUAUUUGACAAGCAGUCUCCCCUCUCUCCCCUACUCUGUCUGUCUCAUGGAGAAACUUCAUCUGCUAGCUCUGCUUCUUCCCAUACUUCUUGGGUUACCUCCGUUGUACAUCUGUGACAUACUAUGGCUGAGGCCAGAGAGGAUAAGAAAGAAGCUGAGGAAGCAGGGUGUAAGGGGUCCCAGGCCUACUUUGUUCUAUGGCAACACCCAGGAGAUGAAGAGAAUCCGGCAAGAGGCUGUUUCUGCGCAGAAGCAAGACACCAGUAACUACAUAUCCACCCUCUUCCCUCACUUCCUUAUCUGGAGGGAAACAUAUGGCUCGGUAUUCCUCUACUCAACAGGGGCUGUGGAGAUUCUGUUUGUUUCUGACCCUGGCAUGGUCAAGGACAUGAGCCACUGUACAUCAUCUGAACUUGGGAAGCCUAUUUAUAUUCAGAAGUCUCGCAAACCGCUCUUUGGCGACGGCAUCUUGGUAUCAAAUGGUGAUAUAUGGGCCUAUCAAAGGAAGGUCAUUGCACCAGAGUUCUUCAUGGAGAAGAUUAAGAUCAUGAUAGAACUAAUAGUGGAGGCUUCUGUCCCACCGCUAGAAGCAUGGGAGAGCAUGCUUGAUGACGCAGGAGGAAGUAGAGAGAUAGAUGUGGAUGGUUAUUUGCGGAAUUUUUCGGCAGACGUAAUCGCUAGGGCAUGUUUUGGCAGCGAUUUCACAACAGGGGAAGAAAUAUUCUACAAGCUCAGGCAGCUUCAGAAGGCGAUUUCUCAGCAAGAUACACUUGUUGGAUUAUCUGCAGUGUGGAAGGUUUUGCCAACCAAGGCCAACCGAGAGAUACAAAAGCUGGAGCAAGAAGUUCGGUUACUCAUCCUCGAUGCCGCAAAGGAACACAGCCGUGAAAGCAGCAUCAGCAACAACGACGACAAUGGCAACAAUUGCAUAGAGACUAAACAUAAUGGCUUUCUGCGCUCAAUUGUCAACAGCUCUCGCCAUUGCCCGGCCAGCUACAAUGGCAGCGCCGAGGACUACAUCGUCGACAACUGCAAGAACAUCUACUUUGCCGGGCACGAGACUGCAGCUGUCACCACCACCUGGUGCCUGAUGUUACUGGCCACGCACCCGGUGUGGCAGGACCAUGCCCGCGCCGAGGCUCUAGAGGUGUGCCGCGGAUGCACAAAGCUCGACGUCGACGUCCUCCGGCGACUGAAAACAAUCACCAUGGUGAUCCAGGAGACUCUCCGGCUGUACCCUCCGGCGUCACUGAUCGUGCGCGAGGCGCUGACGGACUUCAAGCUUGGCGCCCUUGACGUCCCGCGGGGAACCAUCGUCCAGACCGCCAUCGCGAUGCUGCACCUCAACAAGGAUGUCUGGGGCCAGGACGCCGGCGAGUUCCGGCCGGACAGGUUCACGAACGGUGCCGCGGCGGCGUGCGAGCCGUCGCACAUGUACCUGCCGUUCGGGCACGGGCCCAGGAUUUGCGCGGGGCAGAACCUGGCGAUGGUGGAGCUCAAGGUGGUGCUCGUUCGCCUGCUGAGCAAGUUCGCCUUCUCGCCGUCGCCGGGGUACCGGCACGCCCCGCUGUUCCGGCUAACUAUCGAGCCUGGGUUCGGCAUGCCUCUUGUCGUCACAAAGCUUCCAUGAUCUCUCAGUGCCAUUUGUGGCGAGAAUGUACCGCGCCUGUUGAUGAAAACAAUGACGCCGCCACGUGUUUGUAACUGGCAAAGCAUGCUUUCGUCAGUUGGUACUUUCUGCCGCUCAAGAUUCAGUAACUUGAGACGCAUUGUAAAAACAAGGCCAAUAAAAUAAUUUUGUGUUCCCUGAAGACUGAAGUAGGUGUGUUCUACGCAUGUAAAAUAAUUUUCUCUUGCCAAUAGUCUUGUUGGUCCC